This is a messenger RNA of Peniophora sp. CBMAI 1063, 1452 nucleotides long. Lineage: Eukaryota; Fungi; Basidiomycota; Agaricomycetes; Russulales; Peniophoraceae. The record is from the annotation of a GenBank genome assembly.
AUGUCUCUAUCCAAUUUGAACGCCACAACAGAACUCCAGGUUCUGGAGGUGUUCCUGAAAUCUACUACAUCCUCCGUCAUACCGCUACUGCUCUUGGAGAGCGUUAUAAUGGGUGUACUGUGUGCGAUCGUUCCUCUCGGGUCGUACAUGUUGUGGAUCAGAUCAGUGGCCGUGCCUCGCGGACCAUCCAUAUCCAUGCUCUGGCUUAUCUUGGCUUCCUUGAUUACGCACUGGGCUCUAUCGUUGCGGCAAAUCGAGUCGACCUUGUCUGGGCGGACCUUGGGCCUCUCACGAACUUUCUAUGGCUUCAUUGAUGCCGUCUCUGUCGAGCAAGGGGACCCUGAUUUCGUUCAGUCGUACUACGACUAUGCCUCCGAUUUCCAAUAUCUCCUUCCCCUUGUGACAGAAAGCGUGCUCUUCGGAUUUGGCUCGUUCUUGUUCGCGGUCACAGCUUACACGAGCUUCCGGCAGGUUCAUCUACAAAGCAGUUCGGUCUUCACACUAGCCAUUCCUGCCCUGGCUUCAUUGAUGUAUCUUCUAUCGCUGUCGCACUGGGCUGUUUCUAUCCGAUGUUUCACUUGGGUGGCCAGCGUCUCAGCUCGGACUGGAGACUCAUGGCCCACGAGCAUUGAUACUCUUGGAGUGGUCCUCCUGGCAAUUCUCUCCUUUAAUGCGGUGUUAAGCGACUCUAUCGUUCUUUGGCGGAUGUCGAUUGUCUGGGAGAGAUCGCGCCCAGUCGUUAUCCUUGCGGCAGCGUUAAUCACCACGACGUUAGGGCUCAACAUCACGAACCUGAUCAGGAACUCCCGCAACCGCGAUGUGGUCUAUAAUGGUCAGAUAUACGACAACGUUCAUGACACUGAGGUCGUGUCGACAUAUGGCGGUGACAGCGUUGGUCUUGCUGCAGCGUUCUUGUCGUUGGCUAGCAACUUGUGCGCGACCAUACUAGUCGGUGUCAGAGUCUGGUUGCACAAACGACGUAACUCUAAGCACCUCCACUCUGACAACCGUCGGACGUUGGUGGAACGCUUUCUUGUGUUGCUUACGGACUCCGGAGUCGUGUACACGGUUUUAUGGAUCCUGUACUGCAUAAGCUUCUUUCAUCCGAUAACAUCGCAAGUCGUGCUCGGCGCCAAAUCGCAGGACAAGUUUCCCCUCGUGACGGCUUCAGGCUAUCUUGACGCGGCCAUGGCUCAGCUGACGUCGAUCUAUCCCUUUGCCGUGUUCAUACUCGUCGCCCUUGAUAAAGUACAUCACUCGCGUGUGGUACGGCCCCAGAUCUUGCGCAACAACGACUGGCCCAAGGAGAGAACUCCCGCCGUCACUGUCACCCUCGAGGUCGAAAUCGAACGUGGCUCGACCCUUGGCCAUACAGUGGCUCUCCCGGACACCGGCAGCUCUACCACCGCAGUGGAAUCGGACACAAAGGUCGCCAGCGCUGAGACGCCAUAA